AGCCGAAGCACAACGCCGGCGUCGCUGGAUUGAGGUUUCCGGGCAACACCAGAGAGCAGGCUAACCAUAUUUCCGAGACUGUAGACAUUUAUACUCCAUUAGUUCUGACUGUCGUAUCAGGGUGACACUCCCUGCAGCAAUUUAAAGUAAGACUCUCAAAUAAAACAUUUGUCUCCUUCGCAGAGCUUAAAAACUCAACGGAACGAUGGCUGAUCAGCUGACAGAGGAGCAGAUUGCUGAGUUCAAAGAGGCAUUCUCACUGUUUGACAAGGAUGGCGACGGUACGAUCACUACCAAGGAGCUCGGCACGGUGAUGCGCUCUCUGGGACAGAAUCCCACCGAAGCUGAACUGCAGGAUAUGAUCAAUGAGGUUGAUGCUGAUGGUAAUGGAACGAUUGACUUUCCCGAGUUCCUGACUAUGAUGGCCAGAAAAAUGAAAGAUACGGAUAGCGAGGAGGAAAUCAGGGAAGCCUUUAGGGUAUUUGACAAGGACGGUAACGGCUACAUCAGCGCGGCGGAGCUACGGCACGUUAUGACCAACCUGGGUGAAAAGCUCACAGACGAGGAAGUGGAUGAGAUGAUCCGGGAGGCUGACAUUGAUGGCGAUGGCCAGGUCAACUAUGAGGAGUUUGUCCAGAUGAUGACCGCCAAGUGAAGAGAGCAAUGAAGUUUCUCUCAAUGUUGCUCGUCCCACUAAGAUUACCGUCGCUUAAGAAACUUCAAAAGCAGGAACAGUUAUCAAAUGUCGAACAACCACCCCCUUCAAAAACCACUCGCCUGUAGGAAUUUUCUCAAUGUGUGCUUCAGAAACAUCCAGAUAAUACUUCAAAGGUAUCUGUUUAAAAAAAGAAAAACAAACAAACAAAAAAAAGAAAAACACCAACAGAAUGAUCCCUAAAGAAGUUAAAGGACCAAGCUUUAAGAGGGCCAAAGUCCUCCAACUUUACACCAAGAAUCUGCCGAGUCACCCAGCUGCUGAUUAAUUUAGAGGAAAGAGCAACGCCGAACUGGUAGAAGGAUAGAACUUAAGGCUAGAAUCUGUAUAGGGACGUUGGCUUUUUAAUUCUUUCCAGAUAGUCUUCAGCAAAGGAAAACUGUCUUGCACUUGUGUUAACUUAAAAAAAACAAACAAACAACAAAACAAAACAAAAAAAAAACAACAACAACCAUGAAUCGAGUACUCUUCUUGCAUGCACCCCUUUCGUGGCCGUCUCUCGUGAUAACAAGGAGGCUCUGAACCCAUCAGAGGUAGUGGUCAGCUCGUGUACACACUGGAGGUAUAUACAUAAACAUAUAGCUAUAUAUCUGUACAAUUCGUGUCACUAUUGAUUAUUGCAAGAGCAGUUAGUUGAGAUGUAGGGUGUUUGUUUGUGCUCAGCUGGAGGCGAGCGGCUCGGGAGUUCAGCAACAGAAGAAGAACUCUGAGACGUAAAGAAGGCUUUUUCCUGGUGGGAUAUGAUGUUGCGGUGUUUUGAGCCGCAGGCUUUACGCGGCCUGCGGCGCAGAUCGGAAACGGGCGCGCUCUGUGCCGUUUCACAAUGACUGUUGUGGGGGGGGGAAAAAAAAAAUCAACACUGUAAUAACUGCAGUUAAUACAUUUGUUCCGUAAACGGAUAUGAAAAAAUAUAUAUACAUUGAUGUGAUGCUUUUUAAAUGUUACGUUAAUGUACUGACGACAAACUUUGGUUACGAAAUAUAUCUAUAUAUUAGUGUAUUGUGAAGUUUGCAUUGCCUAUUGUUCUAGUAAAAAGAUCUGUGACAUGUUUCCUCUUCGGUUUUAAAAUGUGCCAUAAUACUCUUUAAAUGCAUCUCAACCUUGCAAGGCUCGUAGUUCAUCAGAAUAUGAAUCAACCUAUAACAAUGUAAACCUUUCCAUGCAGUUGCACUUUGGUAUCAAUCAUGUGGAUGUUUUAAAAAACAAAACAAAACAAAAAAAGCUCUGAAAGAAGCAAAACAAACCAAAUGUCACUGUUGCUGCUGCUAUAAUAAUGCGUAUGUUUCACUCAUUUAUUGUAUUUGUGUCGGCUCUUCAAUUUGUAGUCCAGUGAGCAAACUCCAGUCUGCUUGUUGUUUUACUGCACCAAAAUUCAUAUAUUGUGUUUUCACAAAUAAUACUUAUGGCUGGGCUGUUGUAUGUAAUUUGGACCGUUUGAUGGGACAGGAAGGUGUUUUGUAGCGAAGACGCAGACGUGCUUUUGGUUAAAGCGUCGUCAAACUGGUGGCUUCGGAAUGAUUCGGUUAAAAAUAAUUGAAAACGAGUUUUAAAUGCAGCUUUGAGAUGUUUUUUGAGACAUGUUUGGGAUAAAAUGUUUAAUGGACUAAAAGCUGAAGGUAUCUCACAAAUGUAAAAAAAUGUGAUAUAUUUUCCAUAAACCAAUAAAUUAAGCUUUACUUCA
Molecule: messenger RNA, 2396 nt
Organism: Poeciliopsis prolifica (blackstripe livebearer)
Lineage: Eukaryota; Metazoa; Chordata; Actinopteri; Cyprinodontiformes; Poeciliidae
Gene: calm3a
Product: calmodulin 3a (phosphorylase kinase, delta)
Exons: 6
Coding region: 206-655 (149 amino acids)
Molecular function (GO): calcium ion binding
Source: RefSeq, a predicted model, not a curated record